Molecule: messenger RNA, 696 nt
Organism: Portunus trituberculatus (swimming crab)
Lineage: Eukaryota; Metazoa; Arthropoda; Malacostraca; Decapoda; Portunidae
Product: zinc finger protein 510-like
Exons: 1
Coding region: 1-696 (231 amino acids)
Biological process (GO): regulation of transcription by RNA polymerase II
Cellular component (GO): nucleus
Molecular function (GO): RNA polymerase II cis-regulatory region sequence-specific DNA binding; DNA-binding transcription factor activity, RNA polymerase II-specific
Source: RefSeq, a predicted model, not a curated record
AUGGCGUGUGUGGGCGGGAGUGAUGGUGCGGUGGAGGCUGUGAUCCUUAGCAGCAGCAUAGAUGAGCAGCAACAGCAGCAGUCAACCUCAGGAGGAAUGGGGAGGCGCAGGCGUGGUGGUGAGCAGAGCAAGGUGAAGCCAGCCAGCGGUGUCCUCAGAGGAGAGAAGUUAGAGUGUCAGCAGUGUGACAAAACAUUUGGGUCCAGACAGGGGCUGUGGUACCACGUCCUCACACACAAAGGCGUCAGAAAUUACACGUGUGAUGAGUGUGGAAAGAAAUUUAUACAAAAAUCUGACCUCACCUCACACAUACUAACACACAGUGGCGUUAGGAAUUAUAAGUGUGAUGAAUGUGGCAAGAAAUUCACCAAGAAGUCUUCCCUCACCACACACAGCCUGGCACACAGCGGUGGUAACAUUAGAAAUCAGGAGUGUGAGCUGUGUGGCAAGAAAUUCAUCAAGAAAUCAAACCUCAGCAGACAUAUUGAGGCACACACCGGUGCUAGGAACCAUGUGUGCUCUGUGUGCGGGGGAAAGUUCACCCAAAAGUCUUCCCUAAACAUGCACGUCCGGACCCACAGUGGUGUUAGGAGCUUCCAGUGUGGUGAGUGUGGGAAGACAUUUAUCAGAAAAUCCCAUCUAACCUCACACAGCUUGACUCACCGUGGGGCAAACACUUCAAGGCAAAGCAAGUGA